AUUUUUUCGCAAAAAAAUAUUUUCGAAAAAUUCAGUACUUUUCUAUCACGACAUCCAGCUUUGCAAUUCCGAUAAGCAUCCCGGAAUCAGAAUAUUCGCAUUAUGAAUAUGUUCAACAGAAAAGCGAAGCAAGAAGUAACAAAAAAACCAGAAGCAAGCAAUGGUUCAAAAAAUUCAAAAUCAACAUUUGUUAAUUCCAAAUCACCAAAUCAGAAGCGACGCGAGGUAAAGAAGAGCGACUCGGACACUGAAAGCUCACACAAAAAUACUAGACGAACGAAACCGGUACCAGUGCCGGCGGCGUCAUCGAACAGCAAGGGCUCGAACGAGAAACAUAAACGAAAAUCCGUGCAACAAGUUGUGAAAAAGGUUGUCAACCACAUUCCGUUCUCGCCAUCAAAACAGCCAAAGUCCACGUCUACUCCACCAGUUUCAGAAGGAAACAGGAAAAGGCUGGCAAUGGCUGAUGUGAGUAUCAACCAACUCGAGAGUGAAAUGGACUCGUUUGUCAAGAAAAUCGAGCCGAAUGAACGCCGAGCCACUCAAUACAUCCACUCCAACUCACUGAGCAGAAGCAAUGAAGCAGUUCCACCUGGUAAUGUGAAGACGUCGCAACAAAAAGCUGAUCAUCAUCUCAUCAGAACUACCAGAUCCUUGAUUGGACUCGAUGGAGAGACAGAAGCUGUGUACUCGAAGGCAACCAAAGCAUCCCCAGACAAGGGAAAAUUGACAGCGGAUUCGCCGAGCUCACGACGGACAUCCAAGUCACUCGAGGAGAACUCUUCAGAGACGACGAACGACUCAAUCUCGCUUGCCGAUGAUGAGGAAACACGGGAAGCCUAUCGAAAGCUCUUCAAGGAUUUUGCCAUGUCGAGUCAGAAAAUGACUCUUGACGACUUCAAGCAAGAGUUCAGCAAUCUGCCAGGCGAUCCGCCAUCGGAUCUGUGCACGGUCUUCAACCAUCCGGUGAAUAAUAAGAAGAAUCGGUACUCAAACAUACCGUGUCUUGACAUCUCUCGGGUUCAACUCAAGUUCAAGAUGCCCAACAAGAACUCCACCGACUACAUUCAUGCCAACUACAUCAGAAGUCCAUUCCUGAAGCGUGGCUACAUCCUUACACAAGGACCCAAAAAGGAAACGCGGGCUGACUUUUGGAGAAUGAUUUGGCAGGAGAACACGACGGCGAUUGUGAUGCUCUGUCAAUUCCUCGAGACGAAUCGUGAGAAGUGCGCCGAGUACUUCCCGAGAAAUGCACAUUGUUGCCUGCAAUUCGACAAGUUUAGUGUAAACUACGAGGAUUCAACGGUGAACAAGUCUCUGGUGACGACUCGCCUCAACUUGAGCUAUGAGGGCGAGACGCGAUUGAUCACUCACUGGCUAUGGAAGGAAUGGCCCGACUGGCAAGUGCCUGAAUCCUCAGAGGUCAUGCUGAAGAUCUUGAGAAAGAUCAGAGCGAGAAGUACACCUCCAGUUAUUCAUUGUUCGGCGGGAGUUGGCCGUUCGGGAACGCUGAUGGCUGUUGAGAUUGCAUUGCAAUCGAUUCAUACUCACUUCACGCUGCCGGAUAUCAAGCAGAUUGUGAGCCACCUGCGCGUGACUGGGCGAGCGGCGUCGGUGCAGACUCUCCAGCAGUACAUGCUCAUUUGGAAGGUGCUCCUGGAUUUUGGAGUUGCCUACAAGCAAAUAACGGAGGAGCUCGCUGAGAAGUUCAACUCUACGUAUCGUCGAUCGUUAAGAAGUAUUAAUGGAACUUGAUCUAUGUAAAGUUUCGUAUUUCCCAUAAAGUAUUAAUAGGCAUUUU
Caenorhabditis elegans is the source of this 1801-nucleotide messenger RNA. It is a transcript of the gene M04G7.2, whose product is annotated as Protein-tyrosine phosphatase. The record is from RefSeq and is marked reviewed. NCBI's taxonomy places the organism in Eukaryota, Metazoa, Nematoda, Chromadorea, Rhabditida, Rhabditidae. Gene Ontology annotation, molecular function: protein tyrosine/serine/threonine phosphatase activity; protein tyrosine phosphatase activity; hydrolase activity. The coding region runs from base 103 to 1755 and encodes 550 amino acids. The transcript has 7 exons.